This is a messenger RNA of Suncus etruscus (white-toothed pygmy shrew), 5237 nucleotides long. It is a transcript of the gene LMTK2, whose product is annotated as lemur tyrosine kinase 2. Bases 286 to 4476 code for a protein of 1396 amino acids. The transcript has 14 exons. Gene Ontology annotation, molecular function: protein kinase activity; ATP binding. Gene Ontology annotation, biological process: protein phosphorylation. NCBI's taxonomy places the organism in Eukaryota, Metazoa, Chordata, Mammalia, Eulipotyphla, Soricidae. The record is from RefSeq and is a predicted model, not a curated record.
GGCUGCCCGGGCCCGGCGCGCUGCGGGGCCGCUACUGCGGCCGCUUUUAAGAGGCGGCGACGGCGGCUGCGGCGCGGCCGGCCGGCCGGGAAGGAUGUUCUUUCUGCGGCCGGAGCGUGGAGGAGGAAGCCGGGUGCGGGGGAGCCGACGCGACGUGCGCUGAGCUGGAGCCGCCGGCGCGGGUGCCUCUGAGACUGAGGCUCAGGCUGCGGCGGGACCGAGCGGAGGAAGCGACGGGCGGCGGCGACCCACUGACUCCGGCCCCGGGGCUGCGGUGCAGGCGAGAUGCCGGGGCCGCCGCUGCCGCUGCUGCUGCUGCUCCUGGUGGCCUCCGGGGCUGGAGCCGCGCCGCUCGGGCCGGCGGCAGGUGCAGGAGAGGUCCCUGCAGUAGAAGUGUCCCCGUUCUCGGUGGUCCUGUCUCUGUGCAGUUUUCUGCUGUUGAUCGCGGCCAUCGCCAACUGUGCUUCCUGCUGUAAGGACCCUGAGAUAGACUUCAAGGAGUUUGAAGAUAAUUUUGAUGACGAAAUAGAUUUCACACCACCCGCAGAAGAUACUCCCUCUGUGCAGUCCCCGGCUGAGGUCUUCACACUCUCAGUACCAAACAUCGCCCUCCCAGCCCCACCUCAGUUCCAGCCUUCUGCAGAAGGCUUGAAGUCUCAGGUUGCCCGACACAGUCUAAACUACAUACAGGAGAUUGGGAGCGGCUGGUUUGGGAAGGUUCUUCUUGGAGAAAUCUACACAGGUAUCAGCGUGGCAAGGGUGAUCGUGAAGGAGCUGAAAGCAAGCGCGAGGCCCAGGGAGCAAGAUGCAUUUCUGAAAAAUGGAGAACCGUACUAUGUUCUUCAGCACCCCAAUGUCCUGCAGUGUGUGGGACAGUGUGUGGAAGCGAUCCCUUAUCUGCUGGUGUUUGAGUUCUGUGAUCUGGGUGACCUGAAGGCUUACCUGCGCAGUGAGCACGACCCGCCACGGGGGCCGGCGCAGACCCUGCUGCUGCAGAGGAUGGCAUGCGAGAUCGCUGCGGGGCUGGCCGCCUUGCACAAGCUGCACUUCCUGCACAGCGAUUUAGCCCUGCGCAACUGCUUCCUCACCUCAGAUCUCAACGUGAAAGUGGGGGAUUAUGGGAUCGGACCCAGCAGGUACAAGGAGGACUAUGUUGAGACCGAUGACAAGAGACUCUUCCCACUUCGUUGGACGGCCCCCGAGCUGGUGACCAGCUUCCAGGACCGACUCUUGACUGCGGAGCAGACCAAGUACAGUAACAUCUGGUCCCUGGGAGUGACUCUCUGGGAAUUGUUCGAAGGUGCGAUGCAGCCUUACUCCGGCCUUUCCGAUGCGGAUGUCCUCAGCCGGGUCAUUCGCCAGAGGGACACCAGGCUCCCAAAGCCGCAGCUGGAGCAGCCAUACUCGGAGAGAUGGUUUGAGGUGCUGCAGUUCUGCUGGCUGCCCCCAGACAAGCGUCCAGCUGCCGAGGACGUGCACCGGCUGCUCACCUACCUGCGGCUGCAGAGCCAGAGGGAAUCAGAGGCAGACUUUGAGCAGCAGUGGGAAGCCCUGAAGCCCAGUGGCAAUGGCCAGGAUGCAGCCAGCAGCGCCGCCUUCCCCAUCCUCGACCCCUUCGCCAGAGACCGGCUUGGGCGGGAGAUGGAGGAGGUGCUGACUGUCACCGAGACCAGCCAGGGCCUGAGCUUUGAGUACGUGUGGGAGGCAGCCAAGCACGACCAUUUCGAUGAACAUGGCCGCAGCGGCCCGGAUGAAGGCCUGUCCUACUCCAGUGUCUUCUUCCCCGGGGAGUCGUUCGAGAGUUCCCUGCCGGGGCCUGGGCCAAGCACGCACGAUGCUGCCGGCCAGGAUGUCCCUCUCCGUGCACCAGGGGUGGUGCCUGUGUUUGAUGCACACAACCUCUCAGUGGGGAGUGACUACUAUAUUCAGCUGGAGGAGAAAAGUGGGGCCCACACUGAGCUUGACUACCCUCCUACGCUGCUCACCACCGACAUGGACCCUCCAGCGAGGGGGCCUGAUGGUGCCGCCCCAUUCGUGACACUCCAGGACCUGGACCUGGAGGAGUCCAGCACAGACGAGGACUUCUUCCCUGCCAGCACUGACCCCAAAGAUGCAGACCCCCCUCUUGGGGACGCACCUGCCCCUGAGAGCCCCUUCAACAGUAUCUUCAACGAUAUGGACGAGCCUGAGCGGUUGCCAGGCCACCAGAAGGUCCUUGACCUGAUGGACCUAAACGGGCUUCAGGUCGAUGUCAGACCACCAGCUUUGAUUCCUGGGCCCCCUGGAGAGAAGGAAAAGCCCCCAAAACUCUUUGACUGUGAACCAGCCUGUUUGUCUGAGAACCUCCUGCGGCAAGAUCAGUUGGAGCCCCUGAACAUUCAGGAGCUGUCAGAAAACUUUCUGUUUCUUCAAGAGAAGAACUUGCUCAAAGACUUGCCCUCCAGCCAGGAGCAGGCAAGCAACCUGCAGGCAGAGCUGAGGGAGGCAGGUUUUCUGGAAGCUGUACUGAUGCCAUUGCAAACUAUGGGUGCCGAGCCUGGGCCGGCAGAGGUCACACUAGUAUCCUCCUUCCUGCAGGAUGGCCCCACACUGCCACGGCCAGCAUCCUCCUCAGGCCAGGCACCCCCUACCUCAAUUGAAGCAGAGGGUACACCGAGGGCCCGACCUCCGGAAGUCCCCCUGCAGCAGCCAGAUGCCCAGGCACCAUGUUUACCUGUGGGGAUCUGUGAAGACCAGCUGCCCCCAGAUGUCAGUCCCAGUCCUGAGGCCAGUAAGGAGUCCCAGGACUGGGUGCUAGCCCCGAAACCCAGCCCCGGUGAUGUUGCGCCCCCGCUUGCUGGGAAGGUGAGUAUCGGGCAAUGGAACUCACAGCCUGGGCCGCUCUCCACUGAGCUGCCCACAGGGGCCCUGGAGCAGCUGCCACAGCAGGAUGCAGCCCUGGAGGCCGGCCUGACAUCAGCCCUGUCCUCAGACUCUGCCAGCCAGGACAGUUUGCUGGAUGACAGCCUGUCGGUGCCUGGCCUCACCUCUGCCCCCACCUCCGCCUCUGAGCAGUCGGCCGACACCCCUGACUCACUAGACUCGGUGGAUGACCAUGAUGCCCCACUGGGCUCCCACAUGCCCCGGAAGCUCCAGGCUCCGGACAAGCCUGCAGACAGUGGCUACGAGACAGAGAACCUGGAAUCUCCCGAGUGGACCCUGCACCCCACUCCCGAUGUCCCCUCAGCCUCUGACGCAACCCCCGUUGUCAUCGUCAUCUCGGACAACGUGGACGGCCUUCGAGGUCCCCCUGGGACCUCUCAGACAUCCUACCGGGACUCAGCGUAUUUCUCAGACAAUGACUCUGAGCCUGAGAAGAAGCCAGAGGCAGUCCCUGGGGCCUUGGCCCUGUCUGAAUCCCAAACCCCAGAACCGACACCCGCCCCCGUGGACGCUUGCCCGGAGCCUCUAAGGAGCCCCCCAAGCCAAAACUGCGAGUCCACUUGGCCUCCUCCCAGUCCCCCAGCCAGUGUUUCUUCAGAGGCACAGCCCACCCGAGGCGAGGCUGGCAACCCCCGAGCACUGCAUUUGGACCUCAGCAGUGGCAGCAGUGGUGAUGGUGACCAUGAGCUCCUGGACACCCGACCCUGCACCCUCGCCUCCACUGGCACCAACACGGACGAGCUUCUGGCCUUGGCAGCCUCCCUUCGCCCUGACAGCCAAUCGGUGCGGGUGACUGACAAGCCCUUUGCCAGCCACAGCGAAGGUCCCAAGCUGAAGGAGCCAGACAUGGAGGGGCGCUUCCUGGGGAAGCUGGGGGUGGGUGGCACUUUGGGCCUCUCUGAGGAUGGCGUUGAUGCUGAUGAGGAGGAUGAGGAUAGCGAUGAUUCAGAUGAGGACCUUCGGGCCUUUGCUCUGCAUAGCCUCAGCUCUGAGUCAGACGACGAGCCUGAGCCCCGUGUGCCCGUGAUCCUGAGCAGCGACGACGGGCCGCCCCUGCGCAGCCUGCUGAAGCCCGAGGCCCGCCCACCACCGACCUGCAAGGACAGGAAGGCCGUGACCUUCUUCGACGAUGUCACCGUCUACCUCUUUGACCAGGAGACUCCAACCAAAGAGCUGGGGCACUGCAGUGGAGAGGCGGCCCAGGGCUCCGAGCUGAGUGGCACAUCCGCCUCCGGACCCCCCUACCUCGGCCGAUGCCUGAACUCCGAGAGCUCCACUGACGAAGAAGGAGGAGGCUUCGAGUGGGAUGACGACUUCUCCGCAGACUCGUUCUUGCCCCGGACAAGCGAGCUACUGGGCUCCCGUCCUGUGCUCCAGGCCUCCAAGUACUUCUCGCCGCCACCCCCACGCAGCGCCGAGCCCAGCUGGCCGCACCCAGCACCCUGCUCCAGGUUCUCUAUCUCCCCCGCUGACAUCGCCAGCUUCUCCCUCACACACCUCACUGACUCGGACAUGGAACAAGGAGGAAGCAGCGAAGAUGGAGAGAAGGACUAGUGGAUCCUAGCCCUUCUCUUGCCACCACCCCUUGGGUCCCAGGGCACAGUGCUCUCUGAAGCCAGCCGAGUGAGGACGCAUCGCAUGCUACCUGUGAAGAUGGAGGCGACUCUGAGGCAGAGGGAGGCAAGCAGGGAGCAACUGUGGGGGGAGCACCUGGCCAUUAGGGUGCGUGUGCGUGCAGGUUGCAGGCCAGCGUUUCCAGCUCCCCUCUGUGCACCGGGCCCAGUGAGCCAUAUUGUUCUCUUCAAAGAAAUCACUAAUUGCUUCUGUAAUUGCACUGUGGACAAAUGUUCCAGGAGUCCCUGAUAUUGUACAGAGCCCUAAAUUAUUCCAGGAAACUCUGGCCCGUCAAGCUGGUGCUAUCCACUAGUUUGAUUUCUUUUUGUUCCUUUUUUUCUGUUUCUGUUUGUUUGCUCUGCAUGGUACUUGUAAAGCUUCCAUUUGAGAGUUCUGCUGUCCUUAGAAGUUGCUGGGAGUGUACAUAAGGUACUUUUGCGUCACUGAUAAAUGAUUCUGAAUGUUCGCGUUUCAUGUUCUCACAGGAAUAGUUUUGAUGAGUCCAGAAACACUGCCUGGCUUUGUUUGGACGAGACCCGUUUCUUUCCUUAUCCGUGGUUUCUUGUCUCCCGUGAGGCUCACCUGGGGUCUUAUAGCCCCUCGUAUGAUUAUUUCACACUGGCCCCCAGUUUUCUUCCCUUUUUUUCGUUUUUGUUUUUGUUUUUAGAUCACACCCGGCAGCGCUCAGGGGUUACUCCUGG